Molecule: messenger RNA, 880 nt
Organism: Plodia interpunctella (Indianmeal moth)
Lineage: Eukaryota; Metazoa; Arthropoda; Insecta; Lepidoptera; Pyralidae
Product: cuticle protein 8-like
Exons: 4
Coding region: 123-608 (161 amino acids)
Cellular component (GO): extracellular matrix
Source: RefSeq, a predicted model, not a curated record
AUCCGAUCGGAUAUCGUCGGGAAUAGAUCCCCUCCACGAUCCGCUUAUGUUUUGUUUGUUAUAUAAAAAGAGUGCAGUAUCAAAGCUAUACCAGUCGUCAAGGCAUUUGUCUCUACAGCAAAAUGUUCUCCAAAGUCCUGUUGGUUUGCGCCGUAGUGGCUGCUUGCCACGCUGGUCUGAUCCACCACGCUCCCGCCGUCUCCUCCCAGAACAUCUACCGUCAUGACCAGAGCAUUCACCACGAAGCACCGGUACACUACGCAGGCCCUGUGGGCCAUGCCGCCCCAGUUCAGGCUGCCCCCAUUCAUGCUGCUCCUCUGCUCCAGACUGCGCCCAUCCACGUGGCCCAUAUUGCCGCCCCAGCACAUGAGGAUCAUUAUGUAGAUGAAUACGCUCAUCCCAAAUACGGCUACUCCUACUCAGUGGAGGACCCGCACACCGGCGACCACAAGUCCCAGCAUGAAGAACGUGAUGGCGAUGUGGUGAAGGGAGAGUACUCCCUGCUGCAGCCUGAUGGCUCCUUCCGCAAGGUCACCUACACCGCGGAUCACCAUAACGGAUUCAACGCCAUCGUGCACAACACUCCUCCAGUCAUCCAUCAUCAUUAGGAGACACGUUUACCCAAUCUGUGAUAUUAGACUUAUGGUAUUAGUUAUACGUAAUCGACUUUAGGUCGACAAUCUCAUUUCGAAUAUUGUAUAUUUGUAGAUUCUAUAAUACUAUAUCAUACCUCCCCUUCUAAUUUUCUAUUAUUUUUUGGUCCUCUUCUAUCUUCUUAGACUUAUCCUUGGUGUGGUCUUUGUAGUAUGUGAAUGAUUGUUAAUAUAAUGCAUGUUGCAUUACAUUGUAAAUAAAAAUUAAUAUAUUACAUGAGUAAAUA